This is a messenger RNA of Anolis carolinensis (green anole), 5960 nucleotides long. Its product is annotated as chemerin-like receptor 1. Gene Ontology annotation, biological process: phospholipase C-activating G protein-coupled receptor signaling pathway; complement receptor mediated signaling pathway; positive regulation of cytosolic calcium ion concentration. The record is from RefSeq and is a predicted model, not a curated record. The transcript has 2 exons. Bases 4193 to 5266 code for a protein of 357 amino acids. Gene Ontology annotation, molecular function: complement receptor activity; N-formyl peptide receptor activity. Gene Ontology annotation, cellular component: plasma membrane. Lineage: Eukaryota; Metazoa; Chordata; Lepidosauria; Squamata; Anolidae.
CUGGAGGAUGGACUGCUUGGAUCUUCUUGUGGUCCAAGGCACUCUCAGGAUUUUCCUCCAGCACCAAAGUUCAAAAGCAUCUAUCUUCCUCCGCUCAGCCUUCCUUAUGGUCCAGCUCUCGCAUCCAUAGGUUACUCUGGGGAAUACCAUUGCUUUGACUAUGCGGACCUUCGUUGCCAGUGUGAUGUCUCUGCUUUUCAGUAUUUUAUCGAGGUUGGCCAUUGCUCUCCUCCCAAGAAGUAGACGUCUUCUGAUUUCCUGGCUGCAGUCUGCAUCUGCAGUGAUCUUGGGCUUGCUUCAAGGACCUCAAAUAGAUAUCAAAAUACAUCGAUGCUCAAAGUCCCACUAUAUGUAAAUAUUGUGUCAAUAGCAAAAUCAGGCUUAACUUUUUGGAUUUUUUUUUUAAAUCAAGCCCUGGAUGGUUGAAUCCAUUGAUACAGAGGACCAACUGCAUGAAGUUGGCAGAUUGUCAUCUAAUAUAGAUCUCAAGCAGGCAGGCAUCAUACCAUACCCCCCAAUUGUCCCGAUUUAGCAAAAACUGUCAUGAUCUUGAGUCUCAUCAGCCAAAACUAGAUACAAAAUAAUCACUUAUGUGAAUAGUGCUGAAAGAGAAACACAACAAGAAAGUGGGUUACUGUGAGUUUUCCGGUUGUGACUUUAUAACCUCCAAAGAUGCCUACUAUAGAUGUGGGUGGAACAUCAGGAGAUAAUGGUUCUGGAACAUGGCCAUACAGCCCGGAAAACUCAUAGCAACCCAUUAAUUCCAGCCAUGAAAGCCUUUGACAACAUAUAACAAGGAAGGUUAGAACCAGUGAUGGGGUUGCAAUUGUUCAAAGAAUUUGUAUGAAUCUAGGAACUCAGGAACAUGUUGAAUUGCAACUCCUGGAAAUCUCUUGUCAACAGUGGCUGCUGUUGAUUUCAUUUCCGUGGGCUUGCCUCUUCUAGUAGAUCCCCCCCCCCUUCCCCACUCCUAGAACAAGUAUCUUAUAAGCAGGGUUGCUGUUGUUGUCUAUUGUUCAGUCACUUUUGACUCUUCAUGACCUCAUGGACCAGCCCACACCAGAGCUCCCCAUUGGCCAUCACCACCCCCAGUUCCUUCAAAGUCAAGCCAGUCCCUUCAAGGAUACCAUCCAUCCAUCUUGCCCUUGGUCGGCCCCUCUUUCUUUUUCCUUCCAUUUUCCCCAGCAUCAUUCUCUUCUCUAAACUUUCCUGUCUUCUCAUAAGUAGGGUUGGUCCAAGGCAUUUUUAUUGCCUGAGAGUAAAACCAAGGUCCCAAUCCACCCAGUUCAGUUCACAAAAGCUGAUUGAACUUAUAAUUGAGCUUUGCUUCAACACUGACAAUGAGAGAACAUUCCUCACCUCAGUUGUAGAGAGAUACAAGGAACAUAAAAAAGGAGAGGAGGAAAGCAUUCAUUCAAAAGCAUUGGUUAAAAAGCAAGAAAAAUAGCCUUAUAACUUUUGGUUUUGAAAAUUAGGGAAGUAUGAUUAUACCCUCUGUAAGUGGAACUGAUAAGAACAGAUACUACAGAUUGUUUCUCAGCCUUUUGGCUAAGAUAAAAUGUAGUAUCUGUAAGUAGAACUAUCAAAAAGGAAAUUGGAAGGCUCGUUUCUUUUAGUAUUUUUCUCUAUAUAUUCAUUCUAUAUUCUAGUUCUUUUCAAUUUUAUUGUAUGGCAGAUACAUAUACAGAUUGAGGAAAUGAGCAAUCCUUAAGCUGUCAGUUUUAGACUGAAUGGCGAGAAAUUCACUUCUUGAGAAAUUUUAAGUGCCAACAAUAGCUCUUGUGGUAGAGGUAACCAUGAGGUUGGUCCCCACCCCAUCUCAUAGUUACAGCAUCAACAGAGAGAUUGUUGCUGUUGUUGCUGCUGCUGGGAAGGCCUACACGGACAGAAGACAAAAAUCAGAUCAGCAAUCUUUUUGUCCAGCAUCCUUUUCCUUGGUUAACCAGCUCUCCGAAAAAUGCACAGACAACGUGCCAAGAACCUGUAACCAAAUAUUUAAUGACAACUGCUUCUCAGCUUGGACUGUUCUAUUUAGCCUCCAAGAGAUGUCUUCCCAUCCAUGGAUUUCUUUCUUCCUCUUCUAAAGCCAGGACGGGCAUCAAAAGACAUGCCAGGUCCCCAAACACCAAAACAACUGGGUAAAAGUUAAUAACAAAAAUUUACAAGAAAUUGUUAGCAUGGUCAAACUGAAAGAGAACAAGUGAAAGAAUGCAUGACCAAAUAGGCUGCCAAUAUAGGUUGGCCGAUCAGAAUGGAAGAAUGGGAGCACAUAUGGAAUCACAAGUUAAAAUUGCCUAUUCCUACGACUUAAAGGAGAAUUGGUACAAAAUGAUGCCUAGAUGAUAUAUAACCCCACAAAAAUUAGGAUUUUUAAAAAUAAAAAUAUACAAAAUAGUUGCUGGAAAUGUGAAACCUAAGAGGGCACCGUUUACCAUAUGUGGUGGAUGUGUGAUAAGGCAAAGAAAUACUGGAAAAAUAUCCAUUACAUAUCUCAGAAAAUAUUAAAAGGAAAAUGGCAAAUGAAACUUGAAUACAGUAGAGUCUCACUUAUCCAACACUCACUUAUACCACGUUCUGGAUUAUCCAACGCGUUUUUGUAGUCAAUGUUUUCAAUACAUCGUGAUAUUUUGGUGCUAAAUUCGUAAAUACAGUAAUUACUACAUAGCAUUACUGAGUAUCGAACUACUUUUUCUGUCAAAUUUGUUGUAUAACAUGAUGUUUUGGUGCUUAAUUUGUAAAAUCAUAACCUAAUUUGAUGUUUAAUAGGCUUUUCCUUAAUCUCUCCUUAUUAUCCAACAUAUUCGCUUAUCCAACAUUCUGCUGGCCCGUUUACAUUGGAUAAGUGAGACUCUACUGUACUUCCUUUUAGAAAUUUUGGAUGAAAAAAUGGAAGCAAAUGAAGAAGUGCUAUUUAUCUAUCCACAGCGGCCAGGAUAACAUAUACUAGGCAUUGGAGACAAAAAGAAAUACCAAGUAUGGAAGAAUGGCUGAUGAAAAUAAUGGACAUUAUGAAUAUGGACAAACUGACAUACUUAUUAAGAAAACAUCAAAGAAGACCAACUAUUUUUAUUUGGCAGUUUAAUCACCAUUAUAUUGUUGUUAAAAUGUUUAGUUUAAUUUAUGCAAUGUUAAAUGCCAAUGAUGUUUGUUUUAUCAUGAAUGCAUUUUAUUUUGUUAAUUGUGGAACUUUGGGCUUGGCCCCAUGUUAGACGCCCCAAGUCCCUUCGGGGAGAUGGAGGCAUGGUAUAAAAAUAAAGUUCUUUUUCUUCUUCUUCUUCUUCUUCUUCUUCUUCUUCUUCUUCUUCUUCUUCUUCUUCUUAUUAUUAUUAUUAUUAUUAUUAUUAUUAAAAGAAAGACAGAUUGGCUAAACUUUAAAGACUACCUGACAAGGGAGAAUAUAAAAAUACUAAUUUAAACAAAAUAAUGAAGAAAAAAUACUACCAAGAGACACUAACAUUUGGCGAAGCAACUAUACCGAAAUUGAGAAAUAAACUCAGACGACAUACAUAUCCAGAGGUGAUGAAGAUUGGAAGGAUGAAUUUCCUGCUGCCCCUACCCUUUCCUUUCCCUUCCCUGUUUUUUCCCCCUGCUACUUCCUUCUCCCCUAUCCUAGACCCACUCCUUAUCCUCCCUUCCCCCAAUUUCCCCCUUUCCUUCCUUAACUUUCUGUCUUUUAAUGUUAUCUAAAGAAACCUUUCAUAAAUUUUUUUUUAAAAGUCUGAGGACCCCUGUACUAGAUCUUCUCUGAGAAAACAAAGAAGAGAUCUCUCUGCCAUUGCAUUUUAAAAAGUAUGUUGAUUAAAAAGCUAAUUUAGACCACUGGGACUUGAAGCGCCACAUGUUCUAAAUUCUUGCAUUUCGUAAGCAAAAAGGUACAAAACAGUUUUCAACAUUGAAAAUUGCUGUUAUUAAAUGGGACUAGAGACAGGCCAAUACAACCAAUGAAAAGUUAGCAGGCCUGUUAGCUAGGGGUGACGAUGAAGCAAACGCCACAAAAGCUGAAAUUUUGCUUGCCUUGCCUUUGUAAAAGGCGUGAGGACAAACCCUUUAUAUACCUCCAGCACACAACAGCAACCACUUCUGCUUUGCCGUUCUCAUCAAGAGCACCCUGCCUAGAAGCAGCAAGACAACAGUGAUCUACUUUGUUCUAAGCCAGGAAGACACAACUGAAGGAGAGUCUCCCAUAAAGGAAAUGAACAACACAAUACUUGAAGAUUAUGAUGACUAUGGUUAUUCUGAGAUAGCUGGUUUGCGCAAAACGAUGAACACUAUCACUAUAGUAAUCUACAGCCUUGCCUUUGUGCUGGGAGUCACUGGUAAUGGGCUGGUCAUUUUCAUCACCGGCUUCCGCAUGAAGAAGACAGUGAACACUGUCUGGUUCCUUAACCUUGCCAUUGCUGACUUCACCUUCACCCUCUUUCUGCCCUUUAGCAUUGCCUACAUAACCCUGGGAUUUCACUGGCCAUUUGGCCAGGCAAUGUGCAAGUUCAACACUACGCUAACUGUUCUCAAUCUCUAUGCCAGUGUCUAUCUCCUCAUGGUCAUCAGCAUCGACCGUUGCAUUUCUGUCAGGUAUCCUGUGUGGGCUCAGAACCAUCGGUCUCCCCGUCUGGCUUCCUUUGUGACUGUGGGCAUUUGGAUAGUGGCCUUGGUGUUGUCUUCUCCAAACUUCCAUUUCAAAGUCACUGGUCCACAUUCAUAUGUUGAGAACGCAACCUUCUGCUUUACCCAUUAUAGCCACAACUUGACACAAAGUAAAAUGAUACACCAUGCUAUGAUCACCAGUCGGUUCAUCUUUGCCUUCAUCAUCCCCUUUACAGUCAUUGUAGUUUGCUAUGGCAUGAUUGUUCUGAAACUUCAGAGAAACCGGUUGACCCAAUCCACCAAACCUUUCAAAGUCAUCACAGCGGUGAUUGUGGCCUUUUUUCUCUGCUGGCUUCCUUAUCAUAUUUUCUCUUUCAUUGAGACCAAAGCUGAUGAGACACCCGGGCUGCACUUAGUGCUCCCUAUAGCUAUUCCCUUGACCUCUAGUUUGGCUUUCAUCAACAGCUGUCUCAACCCAAUCCUGUACGUCUUUAUGGGACAUGAUUUCAAGGACAGGCUGAAACGUUCCCUAUUCUCUGCUUUUGAGAAUGUCUUUGCUGAGACAGCCAGUGAGAGCACAUCACAAACCAAAGUGAAGUCCUCCAUUCAGUUGGAUUCUCAGGACCUCACAAAUAGUCAAUCCUUCAAGUCUAAUCACCUAAGGACAGUCAAGAGUCCAUAGCUGAGAAGGGCCUAGCCUGUGUUUGACAUCUUUCCAGCAUAGAGAGACCACAUCUUAUUGUACGAUUGCUUCCAUUGUUGAACUACGUUUUCCAUCAAUAUACUUCUCCUAUUGUUCAACCAAAAUAUAACUCUCUGUAGUGGAAAGUCUGCGAGAUUUGUCCUUAUUCCCUGACCUACAGUGCUAGCAAGCCUCUUUGUCAAUGUGUUUUCAAGAUAAUGUGCUUCAGAACUGCCUUUAGACAGCUGUUUCUGGGCAAACAAGAUAUUCCCAGCGGAUUAGAGAUAAGACCUUGAAGUCCAGGUGUGUUAGGCAUGAUGUCAUGGGUGCCUGGAUAGGCUUAAAUUAAGUGGUUUGGCUUCAAGUAUAUCAGCGGACACAACGUUGCUAAUGAGGAUUGGUCUCUGUUCAUGUUUUCAAGUUCCCGAUUCCUGUAUUGUCAAGAUUCCUGUCUAUGUUUAUGUACUUUUGGAGAAUUUACUUUAGAGAGAUUCCUGUGUUCAUGCUCACGGAAAUACCUUGGAUUAAGUCUGUAUUUUUGGAUUUCUUGGUUUUGGGGUUUACUCUGGCAUUUUUGGAUUACUGCUACUGAACUCUGGCUUAUGUUAUAUAAUGCAUAUAUCCUGACUGUCUCUUUUGGAUUUGCCCCUUUCCCUUUUUAUAUAUUUUCUUCAAUAAACAUUUUAUUAUUGGA